AUGGCUGAUAAAUUGAAAAAAUAUACGUUUCAAAGGAGAAUGGCAAUGAACGAUUUAGAAACGUUAUUGCGUUUAUCCAAUUCUUCUCUUACAGAGGUUCAUAAGCAGUCGCUUUUUCGUGUUCGGUACUCAGAGUUAGACGAUGUUUUGGAGAGUUUUAAUAAAAAUCAUCAAAACAUCGUUACAAAUCUUUUGAACUCUGAACCUACGGAUGCUCAAUUAGAUUCUGAGGACAUUAUUCGUUCCCAAUUUUUAAAUGAUUAUUAUCAGAUCAAGGCUAAUUUCGCGGAUCUCUUUGAAAAUGAUGAUAAUAGUCAAAAAAAUGAGCAAAAUAUCGCCGCUUCGAAUGCAGUACAAUCUCCUAGUAAUGUUCGCUUGCCGCAGUUAGAAUUAGUUAAAUUUUCCGGUGAGUUUACGUCAGCAAUUACUUUUUUUGACUUGUUCGAUGCGCUUGUGCACCGUAGACCUAACGUUGAUGAUACGGAAAAAUUAACGUAUUUGAUUCAAAGUUUAGAAGGGCCUCCUUUAAGGUUAGCUAAAUCCUUGCCUUUAGCUAGAGAAAAUUAUGUUAGGAUUUAUGAUAAAUUAAAAAAUAGGUAUUUAAAUAAACGUUUGCGUGCAAUGGCACAUUGGUGCAAAAUUGAAGAAGCUCCCGCAACUAUGUUUAAGAAUUCUGAUAGUUAUAGUAAUUUAAUUGAUACCUUUUCGGAAAAUUUAUCAGCUUUAGAAAAUUUGGGUUAUAAAAUUUCGGAUUUUGUGUUAGCUUACAAAAUUCUCACCAAGCUUGACGAGGAGACUCACCAACGUUCUGAAAGUGCCACUCAAUGCGCUACUUCUGUUGCUGCCGUUCCAACUACUGCUUCUUCUGAUGCUCAGGUUAAUACUGGAACAUUGAGCUCACAUGCUGCAUCAUUAGGUAGUGUUACCUCAAAAAACUCGAGCGUUUUGUUAGCUACUGCUGUGGUAGAAAUUAUGGAUGGUUGUGGAUUGUAUCAACCUGUUCGAGCUUUAAUUGAUGGGGCAGCAUGA
Diabrotica virgifera virgifera (western corn rootworm) is the source of this 1029-nucleotide messenger RNA. RefSeq lists its product as uncharacterized. Bases 1 to 1029 code for a protein of 342 amino acids. The record is from RefSeq and is a predicted model, not a curated record. The transcript is spliced from 2 exons. Lineage: Eukaryota; Metazoa; Arthropoda; Insecta; Coleoptera; Chrysomelidae.